This is a messenger RNA of Fonsecaea nubica, 2739 nucleotides long. RefSeq lists its product as hypothetical. The coding region runs from base 1 to 2739 and encodes 912 amino acids. The record is from RefSeq and is a predicted model, not a curated record. Lineage: Eukaryota; Fungi; Ascomycota; Eurotiomycetes; Chaetothyriales; Herpotrichiellaceae. Gene Ontology annotation, biological process: transmembrane transport. The transcript has a single exon. Gene Ontology annotation, molecular function: oligopeptide transmembrane transporter activity.
AUGUCUCGCGGCUUGCUCCUGAUACGCUCUUCCCCGGCCGUCGGCACGGGGUCAUAUGGCACAGUCCAGUUGGUAAACGACAGGUCAGGCUCGGACCUGGAAUCCGAAGAUGAGGAGGAUUCGCAUCGCGAGAGUGUCUCGAGGAAGCGUCGUGGGAAGCGAGCUCGGUCCGCUCAGGAUCUCCGGGACGGUCAGGGUCGUUCCUCAGAUGAGCGACUACUCUACCAACAACGACGCAGCUCAGAAUGGACGCAUCGGAGAUCCUCCUCUUCCGUCGCCAGUGAAGUCGGGAUGGGCCUGGACGCCAAAGCAUCCUUCGCCAACCCGGCGAUGGCCGGGAGCAAGGCAGAGUCUUCCAACUCGAGUGCCCGCACUGCGAGUCUAUCAGAUGUCGAUCAAGAAUACAUACCCUCUACAGAAGAUCCUCCGGACAACUCUCCAUAUCCAGAGGUUCGAGCCUCAGUGCCGGCCACGGACAAUACUGCUUUAUCUAUAAGCACCCCUCGAAUGUGGACGCUGUCCUUGCUUUUUGCAAUAGGCGGCUCAGCUACCAAUCUUUUUUUCUCGUUGAGGUAUCCGAGUGUCGCCAUCACUCCGGUUAUUGCUCUGGUACUAGUUCAUCCCAUGGGAAAGCUUUGGGAUCACUUCCUCAAGCGUGCAGGUGACCAGGAACAGUUUUUCGUAAAUGGCUCACUCCAGAAGGAUGACAUUCCAAUGUUGCAAACGCGACUGCGACGCCUGCGGCUCUGGUUGGCUCAGGGCCGGUGGAACGAGAAGGAACACGCUUGCGUGUACAUUAGCAGCAACGUCUCGUUCGGAUUCGCCUUUGCGACCGAUGUCAUUGUCGAGCAGCACAAAUUCUACAAGCAGGAUGUUCCGAUUCUGUAUCAACUUUUAUUAACCAUUUCAACUCAAAUCCUUGGCUAUGCGUUCGCCGGACUGACCAGAAGGUACCUCGUCCGACCCGCUGCCAUGAUCUGGCCCGGUACCCUGAUGUCAACGGCCAUGUUCACUACAAUGCACAAGGACGAAAACAAGCCGGCCAACGGAUGGACCAUUUCCCGUUACCGAUUCUUCCUUUACGUCUGGGCUGCAGCGUUUGUGUGGUAUUUCUUUCCAGGACUGCUGAUGCCCGCGUUGAGUUACUUCAAUGUCGUUACCUGGUUCGCACCCAAGAAUGUAAUCGUCUCGAACCUCUUUGGAGUGGCUUCGGGACUGGGACUCUUUCCCCUGACCUUCGAUUGGGCUCAAAUCGCCUACAUUGGAUCACCCUUGCUCACUCCCUGGUGGGCAGCUGCGAAUGUUGUUGGCGGACUCAUCCUAGUCAUGUGGAUUAUCGCCCCGAUACUUUACUACCGCAAUGUCUUGUUCUCGGGAUAUCUGCCAAUUCUCUCCUCGGCCGUCUUCGACAACACGGGCAAGCCCUACGACGUGAGCAAAAUCCUGACGCCGAACUUUGUCUUCGACAAAGAAGCCUAUGACAACUACUCCAAAGUAUACCUUCCCAUCACAUAUGUGCUCUCUUAUGGGGUUCAAUUCGCUGCUCUGACAGCGUUGCUCACCCAUACAACCUGCUGGCAUGGCAGGGACGUCUGGCGACAAUCCCAACAAGCCUUCCAAGAAAGACAGGAAAAGAGCAGUGCAGGGUACCAACCUGUCCCAAGCUCUGCGGAGAAUGGUCGAUACGACCCGUCUCUGCGUAGGGUUGACAGUCAGUCUAUUAAGGCUGGGGGCGAAGACGUCCACAACCGUCUCAUGAAACGUUAUCAAGAUGUGCCAAUGACAUGGUACGCUCUGACAUUCGUCACUAUGCUGGGCGUCGGCAUCUUCGUUGUCGAGUACUACCCGGUCCAUCUCCCCUGGUACGGUCUUCUCAUGGCUCUUGGUAUCACUACCGUUCUCUUCAUCCCCGUCGGUAUCGUCAUGGCUAUCACGAACCAGCACAGCAGCCUCUAUUUGAUCUGCCAGUUGAUCUGUGGAGUAGUCUUCCCUGGCCGUCCAGUCGCCAACAUGGUUUUCGUGACCUAUUGCUACAUCUCUUCGGCACAAGGCAUCAAGUUCUCUUCGGACCUGAAGCUGGGCCAUUAUAUGAAGAUUCCACCAAGACUGCUCUUCAAGGUCCAGAUGGCGGCCACCUUGGUUUCGAGCUUGGUACAAAUUACGGUUCUCAACUGGAUGUUUAUCAACAUUCCCGGCAUCUGCACGCCGGAGGCCAUCAACGGAUUCAACUGCCCCAUUGCUCGUGUCCACUUCAACGGGAGCAUUCUCUGGGGUGUUGUUGGACCACAGCGCUUCUUCGGUCCUGGUGCUCUCUACCGACACCUUGUCUGGGCUUUCCUCAUCGGCUUCAUCGCACCGAUCCUAGUGUGGUUAGUGGGAAGGAAGAGCACGAAGAAGUCCGUUUGGCGCAGGAUCAAUCUACCCGUCCUCUUUGGCUCUCUGUCCUGGAUCCCCCCUGCGACCGGCUUGAACUUUUCGGUGUGGGCUGUGGUAUGCUUUCUGUUCAAUGGACUUAUGAGAAGGAGAGCCCCAGGCUGGUGGGGCAAAUACACCAUGACCAUGUCCGCUGCACUCGACUCGGGACUGGCUUUUUCACUGCUCAUUGUCUUCUUUGGCUUCGUAUAUCCAGGUUGGACUGAAGGAUUCAAGUGGUGGGGUACAGAGGUCUACAAACAAGGGUGUGACUGGCGCGCGUGCCCAUGGUUGAAGCUGGGUCCAGGAGAAAAAUUCGGGCCAUGA